AUGGACAUCGACAAGCCCCUCGACGACAUGAUCCAAGCGACCCGCAAGCCCCGCGGCAGCGGUGGUGGCGGUGCCGACCGCAAGCCUCGUCCAAACCGCGAGAGGCGCGAGCGCGACUCGGCUCCUUACGCGCGUCCACCCGCACGUUCCACUGAGGACAAGUGGGUUCACGACGCGUACGAGGGUCCCGCGCGCGGUGAGCGGGGUGAACGCCGGGGUGGGCGCCGUGAGCGCGAUGCCGCGCCGGUAUAUGUCUCGGCUUCGCCGCGUAUCGAGGUCUCGGGUGUCCACUACGAGGUCACCACCGACGAGCUCAAGGACAUCUUUUCCCAGGCGGGCACAAUUGUGCAGGGCCCAACCAUCCGUUAUGACCGUUCGGGCCGUUCCACUGGUAUCGCAGUGGUCGAGUACGCGUCUGCCCAGCAAGCCAAGGUUGCGAUCAACAAGUUCGACGGUGCCAUGACCAAGGGCCAGACGAUCGCCAUCAAGCUCAUUGCUCCGGCGCGCGCAAAGGAGGACAAGGCCGCUUCGGGUUCCGGCUCGCUCCUUAACCGUCUUGGCGGCGGCUCCGACCUCGCAGGCCGUAUCGGCCGGGGUGACCGUGAGCGCGCACCUCGUGGAGGCCGCGGAGACCGUGACCGCGGAGACCGUGACCGCGGAGACCGUGAUGGUGCCCGCGAGCGGGGAGACAGGGAGCACGGCGAGCGCGGAGAGCGCCGUGGUGGCAGGGGAGGUGCCUCGCGUGGUGGCCGCGGCGGCAACACUGGCGCACCCCGUGGUGGCAAGCGUGGCCCUGCGAACGCCGACGACCUCGACAAGGAGCUCGAUGGCUUCAUGAAGCCCGACGCGGCCGGCGACGUCGCCAUGGCGUAA
Apiotrichum porosum is the source of this 873-nucleotide messenger RNA. RefSeq lists its product as uncharacterized. The coding region runs from base 1 to 873 and encodes 290 amino acids. NCBI's taxonomy places the organism in Eukaryota, Fungi, Basidiomycota, Tremellomycetes, Trichosporonales, Trichosporonaceae. The transcript is spliced from 6 exons. Gene Ontology annotation, molecular function: mRNA binding. The record is from RefSeq and is a predicted model, not a curated record. Gene Ontology annotation, cellular component: nucleus. Gene Ontology annotation, biological process: mRNA export from nucleus.